AAAAAAAAAAAAAAGGGGCAAAAAUCAGAUUUGAGAUUUCCAAAAUCAAGGAAGUGGUAAAGUCGAUAUGGGUAAGUAAAUUGAAAGGGAGAGAGUCAAGAAUUUGGAGAAAAUUGAUUUCAAUCAGCAUUCCAAACUUCUCGAAGAACUCAAAAAUGUUGAGAAUUUCUUCUUCUUUACAUAUUCCACCAAUUGUAGCACCAGUUAAUUUCAUUCUCUCUUUCUUGAAUCCAUCUUCUUGUAAAGUAUCAUCUUUUACUCGCGUAGCUUUGCUUAACUCGACAACCCUUUUCCCCAAUUCGCGUAAUCUCCAAUUUCCCACCUUCAAAAGGGUUUCAACAAUGAUGGGUCGUCUUCAUUCUUGUUCGAGAGUAAUUACAGCUUCAUAUAGUGCUGGGAGUAGUCCUGGAGGCAGUCGGGAGAUAUUGGUACAGCAUUUACUUGUCAAAGAAGAUGACCAGAAGCUUCUACUGGACCUUCAGAAAAGAAGUGCAGAAGGAGAGGAUCUAAGUGAUCUGGCCGUUGAGUAUUCUAUGUGUCCAUCAAAAGAAGAUGGGGGAAUGCUUGGUUGGGUGAGAAAAGGGCAAAUGGUGCCAGAAUUUGAAGAAGCUGCAUUUAGUGCUCCUCUGAAUAAGGUUGUAAAGUGCAAAACUAAGUUUGGGUGGCAUUUGUUGCAAGUUCUAUCUGAGAGGGAGGAAUCUGUACUUGAACACAUCCAGCCGAACGAGUUUCAUGUGAGGUUGCAAGAUCCCUCUUUCCUGGAAGAGGCUCAAUUGAUUGAUGUUCGAGAACCAGAGGAAGUGGCCCAGGCUUCUUUACCAGGAUUUCAGGUUCUUCCUCUUCGCCAAUUUGGAAGCUGGGGACCAGAAAUAACUACUAAGUUUGAUCCUCAGAAGGACACUUACGUGUUGUGUCACCAUGGCAUGAGAUCACUACAAGUUGCCAAGUGGUUGCAGACACAGGGAUUCAGGAAAGUAUUUAACGUGGCUGGAGGAAUCCAUGAAUAUGCUGUCAAAGUUGAUCCAUCGAUUCCAACUUAUUGAAGCGGAAAGAGAAACCAAGGAGAAAGGAAAGGGGAAAUAUUUGAAAGUGAAUGAAGGGAAAAUGGGGUGUGUCCCAGAGGGAGAGCAAGAAAGGGAAAAAUGGGGGGUUUGAAGGGAGUCAAAAAAACAAAAAACAACAAAAAAAAGAAUUUGUUAGAGAAUUAAGAGUUUCAUUAUUGGUGUAGAGAGAGUUUCAACAAAACACAAAACACACAAAAGACAGAAAAAGGGAGAAUUCUAUGAUGAAAUGAGGAAGUCAUUUGCUUAGCAUUGAUUCAGAGAGAUUGUAGGACUAAAUAAAUAUAAUAAUUAUUCUUUUUGGAUAAUUUUUUUAAAAUGUUGUUGAAAACUUGUGGGAGGAAUCAAGUUUGAGUCUUCUUUUUUUGUGGGGGAUAAAAUUCACAUUAAUUAUUAUUAUUAAUUGUUUAUUGUUUUCAGAAUGGGUGAUA
Molecule: messenger RNA, 1492 nt
Organism: Solanum dulcamara
Lineage: Eukaryota; Viridiplantae; Streptophyta; Magnoliopsida; Solanales; Solanaceae
Product: rhodanese-like/PpiC domain-containing protein 12, chloroplastic
Exons: 9
Coding region: 156-1043 (295 amino acids)
Molecular function (GO): peptidyl-prolyl cis-trans isomerase activity
Source: RefSeq, a predicted model, not a curated record